AUGUCGAAGGUCGCAGGGCUGAGGGACAGCUCAAACCUGUUGGGCCAGAAGAAUAAGCUGCUGGUAGCCAACAGAGGUGAAAUCCCAAUCCGUAUCUUCCGUUCUGCGCAUGAAUUGUCCAUGAAAACCGUGGCGAUUUACUCGCACGAGGACAGACUCUCAAUGCAUCGUUUGAAGGCCGAUGAGGCGUACAUGCUGGGCCCAGAGGGCAAAUACACACCAGUGGGCGCCUACCUGGCCAUCGACGAGAUCAUCCAGAUCGCCAAGGACCACGACGUUGACUUCAUCCACCCGGGAUACGGCUUUUUGUCGGAAAACUCCGAGUUUGCCCAAAAAGUGGCGGACGCCGGGAUCACGUGGAUCGGUCCAUCUGCACAGAUCAUUGACUCGGUAGGUGACAAGGUCUCGGCCAGAAACCUGGCCGCUCGUGCCCAAGUGCCCACUGUUCCAGGUACCCCAGGUCCAAUCGAUACCGUGGAGGAGGCCCAGGCCUUCGUCGCCGAAUAUGGCUACCCAGUCAUCAUCAAAGCCGCCUUUGGUGGUGGUGGUAGAGGUAUGAGAGUUGUUCGCGAAGGCGACGACAUCUCAGACGCUUUCCAGCGUGCCACUUCCGAGGCCAAGACCGCGUUCGGCAACGGUACCUGCUUCAUCGAAAGAUUCUUGGACAGGCCAAAACAUAUAGAAGUUCAACUUCUGGCUGAUAGCUAUGGCAACGUUGUGCACUUGUUCGAGCGUGACUGUUCUGUGCAGAGAAGACACCAAAAAGUGGUUGAAGUUGCUCCAGCCAAAACUCUACCUAAAGACGUUCGCGACGCCAUUUUGACCGACGCCGUGAAAUUGGCCAAAGAAGCCGGAUAUGUGAAUGCUGGUACUGCCGAAUUUUUGGUUGAUAACAAAAACAGACACUAUUUUAUCGAAAUCAACCCCAGAAUCCAAGUCGAACACACCAUCACCGAGGAAAUCACAGGUAUCGACGUCGUGGCUGCUCAAAUCCAGAUCGCUGCCGGUGCUUCUUUGCAACAGCUUGGACUGCUGCAAGACAAAAUCACCACCCGUGGGUUUGCCAUUCAGUGUCGUAUCACAACUGAAGACCCUGCCAAAAAUUUCCAGCCCGACACUGGUCGUAUCGAGGUUUACCGUUCCGCUGGUGGUAACGGUGUUAGAUUGGAUGGUGGUAACGCUUACGCUGGCUCAAUCAUUUCCCCUCAUUACGAUUCCAUGUUGGUGAAAUGUUCUUGUUCCGGUUCUACUUACGAAAUCGUUCGCCGUAAAAUGCUGCGUGCUUUGAUCGAAUUCAGAAUCAGAGGAGUUAAGACCAACAUUCCUUUCUUGUUGACGCUAUUGACCAAUCCCGUUUUCAUCGACGGCUCGUACUGGACCACUUUCAUUGACGAUACCCCAGAGCUUUUCCAGAUGGUCUCGUCUCAGAACCGUGCCCAGAAGCUAUUACACUACUUGGCCGACUUGGUUGUCAAUGGUUCUUCUAUCAAGGGUCAAGUUGGCUUGCCCAAGCUACACACUCAGCCAACCAUCCCAGUUCUUCACGACUCGCAGGGAAGUGUCGUCGACGUUUCAAGCCCACCUCCUGCUGGCUGGAGACAGGUGCUUUUGGAACAGGGUCCAGUUGGCUUUGCCAAGAUGGUCCGCGAUUUCAAGGGUACCCUUCUAAUGGACACUACUUGGAGAGACGCCCACCAGUCCUUGUUGGCCACCAGAGUCCGUACUUACGACUUGGCUGCCAUUGCCCCAACCACUGCUCAUGCUUUGGCUGGUGCUUUUGCCCUUGAAUGUUGGGGUGGUGCCACCUUCGAUGUCGCCAUGAGAUUCUUGCAUGAAGAUCCAUGGGAGCGUUUGAGAAUUUUGAGAAAACUAGUUCCAAACAUCCCAUUCCAGAUGCUACUACGUGGUGCCAAUGGUGUGGCUUACUCUUCUUUGCCUGACAACGCUAUUGACCACUUCGUUCUUCAAGCUAAAGAGAAUGGUGUUGAUAUUUUCAGAGUGUUCGAUGCUUUGAACGAUCUUGAGCAAUUGAAGGUCGGUAUUGACGCCGUCAAGAAGGCUGGUGGUGUUGUCGAAUCUACAAUCUGCUACUCCGGUGACAUGCUAAAGUCCGGAAAGAAGUAUAACUUGGACUACUACUUGGACAUUACCGAUAAAAUUGUGGCCAUGGGCACUCACAUUUUGGGUAUCAAAGACAUGGCUGGUACUUUGAAACCAUCUGCAGCCAAAUUGUUAAUUGGUUCAAUCAGAGCCAAGUACCCAGACUUGCCUAUCCAUGUUCACACUCACGACUCUGCCGGUACCGCCGUGGCCUCGAUGGCUGCUGCGGCCUUUGCAGGUGCCGAUGUUGUUGACGUGGCUACCAACUCGAUGUCUGGCAUGACCUCUCAACCAUCGAUCAACGCUUUGCUCGCUUCUUUGGACGGUGAGAUUGAAAGCAAUGUUGAAGUUAACAUGGUCCGUGAGCUAGAUGCUUACUGGGCUCAAAUGAGAUUGCUUUACUCGUGUUUCGAGGCUGACCUAAAGGGACCAGACCCAGAAGUUUACCAGCACGAAAUUCCAGGUGGCCAAUUGACCAAUUUGCUCUUCCAAGCUCAACAGUUGGGUCUCGGAGAAAAAUGGGCUGAAACAAAGAAGGCUUAUGAAGCGGCAAACUAUUUGCUAGGCGAUCUAGUGAAGGUCACUCCAACAUCCAAGGUCGUCGGAGAUCUUGCGCAAUUCAUGGUCUCCAACAAGCUUACACCAGACGAUGUUAGACGUUUGGCCUCGUCUCUCGACUUCCCCGAUUCCGUCAUGGACUUCUUCGAAGGUUUGAUCGGCCAGCCAUAUGGCGGUUUCCCAGAGCCUCUGAGAACUGACGUCUUGAAGAACAAGAGAAGAAAGUUGACAGUCCGUCCAGGCUUGGAACUCACCCCAUUCGACUUGCCUAAGAUCAAAGAAGAGCUGCAAGACAGAUUCGGUGACAUUGACGAAUGCGAUGUUGCUUCGUACAACAUGUAUCCAAAGGUUUACGAAGAUUUCCGUAAAAUGAGAGAACUAUAUGGUGACCUAUCCGUCCUACCUACCAAAAACUUCCUAUCACCACCUACUGUAGGCGAGGAAAUCGUCGUUACUAUCGAAAAGGGUAAAACCUUGAUCAUUAAGCCUCAAGCUAUUGGUGAACUGAACAAGGACACCGGUUUCAGAGAAGUUUACUUCGACUUGAACGGUGAAUUGAGAAAGGUCUCUGUUCUUGAUAAGUCUCAAAAGAUCGAAUCCCUUGCGAAGCCAAAGGCUGACGCUCACGACUCUCACCAAGUUGGAGCCCCAAUGGCAGGUGUGAUCAUCGAGGUCAAGGUACACAAGGGAUCUUUGGUCAAGAAGGGUCAACCUAUUGCCGUGUUGAGUGCCAUGAAGAUGGAGAUGGUGAUCUCUUCUCCAAGCGAUGGCCAAGUCAAGGACGUCAUGGUUAAAGAUGGCGAAAACGUGGACGCUUCGGACCUCUUGGUUCUUCUUGAAGACUCCGUGCCACCAAAGGAAUAA
Lachancea meyersii CBS 8951 is the source of this 3522-nucleotide messenger RNA. NCBI's taxonomy places the organism in Eukaryota, Fungi, Ascomycota, Saccharomycetes, Saccharomycetales, Saccharomycetaceae. The record is from the annotation of a GenBank genome assembly.